AUGUUGAACGUGUGUGCGGAUCUGGUGCAGUUCGAUCAGUACAGCUUGCAGCUGUACAACUACGCAAUGGUGGAGCGCUUCCGCUCGAAUCAGUUCUUCAACUAUGGUAACUUUGUCGCGGACACACGCACCCUGUCCCGGUUCUUCAAACCAUCGCUCCCGCCGAACCCGGUCGAUGCGGCGACAGCGGCCGCCGCCGCAGCAGCAGCAGCCGCCGCAGGCAGCGCCCUACUAGCCGAUGCAAGCAAACUCUCCUCCCAGGCACCGAAGCCCCAGUACAGCUACAUCGGACUGAUAGCGAUAGCGAUCCUCAGCUCGCCGGAGAAGAAGCUCGUCCUGUCCGACAUCUACCAGCACAUCCUCGACAACUACUCGUACUUCCGGAGCCGUGGCCCUGGCUGGCGCAACUCCAUCCGCCACAAUCUCUCGCUGAACGAUUGCUUCAUCAAGGCGGGCCGCAGUGCCCACGGCAAGGGCCACUACUGGGCCGUUCAUCCCGCGAAUGUGGAGGACUUCCUCAAGGGUGACUUCCGGCGCCGGAAGGCACAGCGCAAAGUGCGCCGCCAUAUGGGUCUCACCUCGGACGACGAUAUCUACGACAACAGCAGCCCCCGGCAGUUCUUUCCCGCAAUCAGCUCACCGCCCCAGUCAUCCUCCCAGCAGGGCCCGUCCGGCCAUGCCGCGUCCGGUGCGUCCGGUGUACUACCGCCCCAUCCGGUGCUUGCCAACCCGGCACUCUAUCUCGGUCCGGGUUCGAGUGCAUCGGCGACGGCUACCUCGGCGGCGGCCGCCGCUGCAGCUGCAGCAGCGGCAGCAGCCGCCGCCGCUGCCGCCGCCAGCUCUAGCACUGCGGCCGCAGCCGCCGCCGCUGUCGGUGGUGGUGGUGGUGGAGCCGUGCCCCAACCACCCCCUCCCCCGUCAACAACAUCUUCCGCCGGGAAGUUGACGCUCGUUGGGCUCGGCGGUGACGGUGGUCAUCCGGUGGAUCAUCAUCUACACCACCAGCAUCAAGCCGCCGCCCUCCUGCACCAUCACCAGCAGCAGCAGCAACAUCUCCAUCAGCACCAUCAUCAACAUCAACACCAUCACCAUCACCAUCACCACCAUCAUCAAACAACGGCUGCGGCCAUCAUCAUGCGCAACACGAUGGAAAGCUUCUCGCGCAAACGGCAGUUCGACGUCGAGUCGCUGCUCCGACCGGACGACGGUGCGGACGACCGGGAACCGUACGAGCUGCGGCGGCCCCGCCUCUGCUCGCCUGCCAGCUCUAGCCAGAGCCCAUCACCGCUGCCACCGUACCAUGCGUCACAGGCGCUCGUACUGGCCGGACCGAAGACGAGCCCGGUACCAAAUCAAUCGACCGGCGGUAAAACACCCCAUCAAUGA
This is a messenger RNA of Anopheles maculipalpis, 1386 nucleotides long. It is a transcript of the gene fd102C, whose product is annotated as forkhead box protein L2. The transcript has a single exon. Bases 1 to 1386 code for a protein of 461 amino acids. The record is from RefSeq and is a predicted model, not a curated record. Lineage: Eukaryota; Metazoa; Arthropoda; Insecta; Diptera; Culicidae. Gene Ontology annotation, molecular function: RNA polymerase II cis-regulatory region sequence-specific DNA binding; DNA-binding transcription factor activity, RNA polymerase II-specific; ice binding. Gene Ontology annotation, biological process: anatomical structure morphogenesis; cell differentiation; regulation of transcription by RNA polymerase II.